AUGUCUGAAAGUUUAUCAGACGUUCAAGCGAGAUUUAAAGAGAAAAAUGAAAAAUCGUACCCAACCUGGUGGUUGAUAAGUAAAACCGAAUGCAAACCACGAUAGCGCUCGUUUACAAAAUUUGUGGCUCUCAUGACUCGUUUCAUUUUUAUUGUAAUAACCAUUUAAAAUAGAUGAUUAAUUUAGUGAAAUGAUUUUUAACAUUUCCAGAAAACUUCCGUAAGUAAACUUUAGCAAAUAGAAGUGUAUUAUUACACUAAUCUAAUAUUCAUUAUACUUACUUACUACUACAUAUUUACUCUUAAUUUGUAAAUCAUAAAAUGUAUAAAUUAUCAAACAAUAAAAAUUAAAACAGAGAGUUAUUUAGAAGAAAACGUAAACAUUUAUUGUAAAUUCAAAAACGUAUAAAAAAAAACAUAACUAGAUUAUAUUCAAUUUUUUUUUUAUUAAGUACAAUAAAUAAUAACGAACUUCGUGUAAACUAUGCAAGAAUUUCUGCUCAAACAAACAGUUCUAUAAAUGAUUUGUUUUACGUGGAUAUAUAGCAGUGUAGACGCAAAUAACCUUAAUAUUUUGGAAGGUUUAUCACUCCAUCUAUUGAUUAUGUAUGCUUAGUAUUUACUUGAUAAUGACUUGAUUUGGGAAGCUUAGCUCAAAUUUUGUAAAUGUUACAUAGAGCCAUGGGAUAGGGUGUAAGCAUACAUGAGCUUAUAAUAAUUCUAUAAUACUAUAAAAAAUUUUUCUGUAAAAAAACACUGUAAAAACAGGUACUCCUCCCCCCCCAAAAAAAAAAAAAUAAAAUCGAAAUUACAUCACUUAAUGAAAUUAUCAAAGGUACAUUUUCUAAACGCGAUGUAGAGGACUCAACAUUAUUUAUCUAAAAAUAUUUAUUUCCAGAGAAUAUUCCAGAAAACCAAGAAUGGUUCAAACUGAUUGAAAAAAGUAAGCUAUGUUUUUUGUAUUUUUCUUUUUGUUUUGUCUGUAAAUAAAUUUGUCUUUGUUUUUGGUAUACAAUUGUCUUCAUUUAGUACAUUUAGGAGAUUUUUGAUUUUCUUUGUAGUUUCUGAAUAAUUGGAAAACCCUGGGAAAAAAUGCCAAAAAAAAAAUAUUAGGAAUCUUCUCUCUAAAAUAUUUUCCAUUAUUUUCAAUUUUUUUUUUUUUUAAUUUAGUUCAGUUAAAAAUAAUUUUAGGUAUUUGAAAUUUUCACUGAAUACUUAUCUUUAUACAAAUACUUAUUUUGUAGAUAUUGUAAUAUUCCAUCGGCUUUUAAAAUUUUCGAGUUUUUCUUUCUAAUCUUUCACGUUUUAUUAGGUUUUAUGUCAACACAUUUUUUUAGGCCUUGUUAAAUGCUCAAAAAUUAAACAAGUUUAUUAAUGUUCUUUUUAUAAAUAUGUUUAUUAUAAGUACACACUACAUAAUUAUAUUUGAAUAUGUAAAUUAAAGAUAUAAAUACCACCUAAGGAAUACUGAUUUUAAUAUUAAUAAUAAUAUUUCAACUAAUGGUUUUUAAAAUAAUAACAAGGUGAACUUUAAAUUUAAUUUUUUUAUGUAUCCAUCUUCCUACCCCCAAAAAAAUGACCUAACUAUGAGUAUUUAUUAUUUAUUAUUUGUACAAUUAUAUAUACGAGAUGUGGCUAUUAAAUAACGAGACUGCUCGCCUAGAGGGCGCCUUAGAUGGGAAGUGAAAAAAACGAGUAAUGCGUUGGGUAUCUAGAUAUCUUAUCUAUGCACGUACCAAAAUACGUUUUCGUCACUAUUAUAGUAUUUGUGUAUUAGUGGUUUAAAACGAACGUGUUUUUUUCUCGUACCGAAAACCAUGUGUGACGAAAAACAUAAGCAACGGAUAAAUGUAAAAUUUUCUCGUUAAACUAAAAAAAACUCCAACUAAGUGCUAUAAGUUGUUAAAANGUGUUUUUGAGUGGCAUAAAUUAUUUUCUGAAGGUCAAGAGUGCACCGGAAUCCAAUUCAGUCGUAACCCAAAUUCAAAACCGUAUUCUUCGAUAUCAACGGCAUCGUGAUGACUGAAUGGGUUCCAGAGGGUCAAACUGUGAACCAACAUUACUAUUUGACAGUUUUGGCAACAUUGCGCGAAUGGGUUCGUAAGAAACGGUCGAUAUUGUGGAAAAACAAGUCGUGGAUCUUGCACCAGGAUAAAGCGUGAAGCGUUAUUUGGCCGCUUAAAGCGUUAUUAGGCCGCUUAAAGCACUAAAGUACUCGAACACGCGUCUUACUCACCCGACUUGGCACCCUGCGACUUUUACUUGUUUCCGAAGAUAAAGUCUGUCUUAAAAGAAAUCCGGUUUGAGUCGAUGGAAGAGGUGAAACAAAAAUCAGCGGAAAAUCCUGAAUGGUCUUACGAAAACAGAUUUCCAGCACUGCCUCGAGCAAUGAAAGAAACGAAUGAAACGGUGUGUGAUGAGGGGAGGGGAGUGGAGUAUAUUGAACGGGAUCAUUUUAAUGUAGAAUUACUUUUAUAAUCGAACACUUUUUUGUAACCGGUCUCGUUAUUUAAUAGCCACACCUCGUAUUCCAAACAAAUAGUACGUGUGAAUAAUCUGAUAUCAAGACUUUCUUGUCCGGUUUAAAGGAGUAGAAAUUCCAAAAUAACUGGAAAUUUAAACAGCUGUUUUUCAUACUUUGAUUUUAAAAAUUUUAAGGAAAAUACAUGCUAAUUUUGAAGAAAUUCUAACAACUUAUUUGGUCAUAACUGCUUAACAAGCUGACAGUCCGACGAAAUAUCUAGAAUACAUAAUAUGAUAGAUAUCAUGGCAAAUAAUACGAAUUUUAUCGUAAAUUUAUUUUUAUUUUUACAACUAUGAACCAUAGAUAAAUAAAAUAAAUAAAUUAACUUUUGACUUCUUUUGGAAAAUAAAGUCGUCAUUCAAGUUACUUUAAAAAAAAAAAUCAAUUUAAUGUUUUCAAUUCAAAAUUAUAUACUUGUAAUAACAUUAGAAUUACCUUUAUAUUGUAGGCAAUUUAGCGUAAAUAAAUAAUUUUAGGAAUAAUUUUGGUAUAAUCAUCCAUCGGCUGCUUGUUUAUGACUAAUCAAAAUAGUGCACGUUCUAUUUCAAUAAAGCAAUAUUAGUCAUGAUUGAAGGAAAAAAUGUUUUGUUUUGAUUACGCUUUAUCAGUGUGCGUGUUUUCCAGAAAAUAUAAAUGUUUUAUUUUUCAUUAGUCAUAAUAAAGCGUCAUUAGUUGCUUUAAAGCAGUUUUGCUUUACCAGUGUGCGGUCACCCUUACAGAUAACGACGAUGCGUCGUCGCGAAACGGCAGUCACAUGCAGUAACCUCAGCAGUGGGGGUAUGGCAUUGUAAUUGAUUACUGCGCCGCAAGAGCACCUAUUUACUACAUAUUACUACAACACUAUUUCUUUUUAACUUCUCAUUGUAAAAAAAAGUAAUAGAUAUUUUAUUUAUUUUGAAAAUAUGGCUCUAUACGCACAUAAUACAUUCUAAACUUUCUUUGGGUAUCUUUAGAAUUAUUACACAUUUAUCAGUUUCUGAAAACUGUUGGAAGUCUGGAACGUUGUUUUAAUACUCGAACAAUUUACUUUCGACGUCGUCUUAAAUUCUUUUGUGUUACGAGUUACAAAAUUAAGACUUCUUAGAACUUUCGAGCACAUAAAUUUAAUACGGGGAGAAAAUAAUAAAUUUAGCUAAAACAAUACCCCCAGAUCUUAGUACAUAUUAAUUUCAACAAGUUUAUCACCAGAUAACCAGAAGUUAUUAUUAAUUUUAUCAUAGAAACGAAAAAAUGAAAUUUUAGAACAUUUGGCUGUAAUUAUUAAGACCAUUAAAAAGAUACCAAACACUGAGUCUGUCCAGGUUAUCUUUAAAUAAUCUAGAGUCAAUUAUUGAAAACACAUUAGCAUAAAGAUCAUAAGUAAAUAAUUUACAGUUAUAAAUAAAACAGUUAAAAAUCAUCAAAAAUCAAAAUAUAGCAAACAACAAUGGCGAUAAGUGGUCACCUUGGGGGACACCUAACGAGACCAAAAAGAUAUCUGACAAGAAGCUAUAAAUUCUUACUAAUGAAUUUUCUAAACUUUGCUAGAGCAUUUUUGGAUUUUGCUUGGAUUUUGCCUACAAACUUUGGAAAUCCACAAAUAUGCUGAUGCUAAAUAUUUAUGGCUGCACCAACACAUUGUCCAAUUUCAAAAAAAAAAAAUUACCGCCAAUAUAUACUAGAAUAUGAAAAUAUAUUAUUUAUUAUUUUUUUAUCAUGAAAAAAAACUUACGAAUAAAUAGUGUAUCAUAUUUAAGGGAUAAAUAUAACUUUUGUUACGUUGGUAUGUUACGUGCUUCCAAACUAAAGUGUCAAUUAUGUCCUAUAGAGUUACACUCCCUUGAUCGGUAUCUUUUAAGUUUUAUUGAUUAAACUUGAAGUUCGUUUUCAAAUUUACCUACUAAUUUAGAAUUUCGAUUAUUCCAGGUUCUAUUACUGAAGAUUUAUAUGACGAACUGCGUGAGGGUAAGUAAAUUCGUAAUAGCCAUACUUCUUUGAGAUAGAUUAUAUUUCAUUAAGUACAAGAGCCACUAGCUCAUAUAAAGAUACUUACCUAGUAUAAAAUAAGUGCACCAAAUAAUAAAAACGUAAUACAAUAGUAGGUACUUUUUCGUCCAAUAAUAUCUUCUGCUCGCCAAUUUUUUUUUAUUUAAGUGGUAUUCUUUUAACUUGUGUCCAUAACUCGUUGAAAAAAAAACACCUAAAAUAAAUUAUUAAUUUAUCUUAACUAAAAGUUGACCAUAUUUAAAAAUAUUAAAUUAGCACACAUCAUUAACUUAUCACCAUAAAUUUAACUAUAUCUACCUUAAUAUCGACUUCUUAUAAAUUUGUUUGAAAUUAAAAAAAAAUAAAUAUUAUAUUUUUACAGGAAAAACGAUUCAAAAUGAGAAUUAUACAACAUACAUGAUGAGACUAUUUCUAAAUGGUAAUUAUUUUAAAAAUCAUUAAAUAUGAUAUGAUAUGUAAACUAAUAGAAAGGUGCAAUGUUGCCAGCAUUAGAUUAAUCUUAGUAAACUAAGAACUGACAUAAUUUUACACAAAAUCCUGACACCUGUCUAACAAAAAUAAAAAUAAUAUUCAAAUAUUAUUACUUAUUAGUUUUUACUUAAUUUUAGUGGAAUAUUUAUUUAAUUUUCAUUAUUGAUUUUAACCUAUUAUCACCUACGUAAAAGUUGGUUUUUAAACUGAGUUUAUAAGAUAAUCGAACAAUUGUGGUCGAUUAUUAGCUGUAAAUUCAAUUAAAGAAUCAAAUAAACGCCUUUUUUUACGUUGGUGAAAACGGCCAUAAGGGUUUUGUACGGCUUUGCCCGUGAAUUAUUGAUACCAAAAUAAUAAUAACGUAUCUUACUAUUUCUACGUUGUCCCUAUCACACUAAACCAUUGUUACCCAGCAAUUGUAUUUUAGAGAAUUUUUUCUUGUCCAUCACAAUCAAAUAACUAAUAAUAAUCAAUAUUAAAAACCAUUUAGGUCAUACACCUUUUAGAAUGUAAAUAAUAUAAAAAAUGUACUCAGACGACGAACAUAAAGACACUUCAUUUUUUCAAUAAGUUUAUAGAAUAAUAUUAAUACAAAAUGAUAAUAGGUAAUAAUAAUCAGACUGAAAUACAACCAACAACAAAUUUAAAUACGAUUUUCUUAUUAUAAAAUAAAAAAAAGAACAAAAGGAUAAUUAAUAUCUAUUAUUUAGCGCAUAUUCCAUUGUACAAAGAUUUAUGGUUUGAAGAAUAUAAUCUAUUAUAUACCUAA
This is a messenger RNA of Cinara cedri, 5749 nucleotides long. The record is from the annotation of a GenBank genome assembly. NCBI's taxonomy places the organism in Eukaryota, Metazoa, Arthropoda, Insecta, Hemiptera, Aphididae.